This is a messenger RNA of Staurois parvus, 755 nucleotides long. The record is from the annotation of a GenBank genome assembly. NCBI's taxonomy places the organism in Eukaryota, Metazoa, Chordata, Amphibia, Anura, Ranidae.
GGCCUUUUGUAAAUGGCCACCAGCCCCUGCACUGCCAGCGUCCGGCCGUUUAUUUAUCUCAUCAUCUUGACUAUUGUAACUCCCUCCUCAUUGGCCGACCUCAUCGCAGGCUAUCCCCUCUUCAACUCAUCCACCUUACUAACUGCCACCCCUCUCUGCAAAUCCCUCCACUGGCCUCCACUCAGUGUCCUCCAUCCCUCUCUGCCAAUCCCUCCACUGGCCUCCACUCAGUGUCCUCCACCCCUCUCUGCCAAUCCCUCCACUCAGUGUCCUCCACCCCUCUCUGCCAACCCUCCACUGACCUCCACUCAGUGUCCUCUACCCCUCUCUGCCAAUCCCUCCACUCAGUGUCCUCCACCCCUCUCUGCCAAUCCCUCCACUCAGUGUCCUCCAUCCCUCUCUGCCAACCCUCCACUGACCUCCACUCAGUGUCCUCCACCCCUCUCUGCCAAUCCCUCCACUGGCCUCCAUUCAGUGUCCUCCACCCCUCUCUGCCAAUCCCUCCACUGACCUCCACUCAGUGUCCUCCACCCCUCUCUGCCAAUCCCUCCACUGACCUCCACUCAGUGUCCUCCACCCCUCUCUGCCAAUCCCUCCACUGGUCUCCAUUCAGUGUCCUCCAUCCCUCUCUGCCAACCCUCCACUGACCUCCACUCAGUGUCCUCCAUCCCUCUCUGCCAAUCUCUCCACUGGCCUCCAUUCAGUGUCCUCCACCCCUCUCUGCCAAUCCCUCCACUGACCUCCACUCAGUGUCC